AUGAGUUCUAGGGCAUUGAGGAGGUUACAAGAUGAUAACGCCUUGCUAGAGUCGCUGUUAUCAAAUGCCGGCGCGAAUAAAGUGACCAGUGGUAAAAGUGCUGCCACUAAUAGCCAGAAACGAGAGAAUAUCUUUUCUAUGAUGGACAGUGUGCGUGAUUCAGAUAAUGCUAGUGACGAAGGGCAGCUCUCUGAACAGGAUGAAGAAACUGCUAAUACUGGGGAGCGUGAUGCUCAAAGUAAUGUUCAAGCUGAAAGAAUUACCUUAGCAUCGAAGUCUUCUAGAAGAAAAAAGAAUAAAAAGGCAAAGAGGAAGCAAAAAAACCACACCGCCGAGGCUGUGAAAUAUAACAAUUCCGAUGAUGAUGAUGAUGAUGAUGAAGAAUUUGACAAAAUCAUACAACAGUUCAAGAAAACUGAUAUACUGAAGUACGGUAAGAGUAAGAAAAAUGACGACACUAAUGAAGAAGGUUUCUUCACGGCAUCUGAACCAGAGGAAGCAUUUAGUCAACCUUGGAAGUCCUUUUUAAGUUUAGAAAGCGAUCCGGGGUUCACGAAAUUUCCCAUUUCAUGUUUAAGACAUUCUUGCAAGUUCUUUCAAGAUGAUUUCAAAAAAUUGGAUCCCCAUACCGAAUUUAAACUGUUGUUUGAUGAUAUUUCUCCAGAGUCGCUUGAAGAUAUUGAUUCGAUGACAUCUACACCCGUAUCCCCUCAGCAGCUAAAACAAAUUCAAAGACUGAAGAGAUUGAUUAGAAACUGGGGCGGAAAAGACCAUAGAUUGGCGCCUAAUGGUCCUGGAAUGCAUCCGCAUCAUUUGAAAUUUACCAAGAUAAGAGAUGACUGGAUCCCUACUCAAAGAGGUGAGUUAUCUAUGAAACUUUUAAAUUCUGAUGAUCUUUUAGAUUGGCAAUUAUGGGAGAGGCCGUCAGAUUGGAAAGAUGUUAUUCAAAACGAUGUCAGCCAAUGGCAAAAAUUUAUUUCAUUUUAUAAGUUUGAACCCCUGAAUUCCGACUUGAGCAAGAAAUCAAUGAUGGACUUUUACUUAAGUGUUAUUGUUCAUCCUGAUCAUGAAGCCCUUAUAAACUUGAUUUCUUCGAAAUUUCCGUACCAUGUGCCCGGACUUUUACAAGUCGCCUUGAUAUUUAUUAGACAAGGUGAUAGAUCAAACACUAAUGGCUUGUUACAAAGAGCACUUUUCGUCUUCGAUAGAGCUUUGAAAGGCAAUAUUACUUUCGAUUCCUUGAAUUGUCAACUACCUUAUAUAUACUUCUUCAACAGGCAGUUUUAUUUGGCAAUAUUUAGGUAUAUCCAAUCUCUUGCUCAAAGAGGUGUUAUAGGAACCGCUAGUGAAUGGACAAAAGUUCUCUGGUCACUGAGCCCGUUAGAAGAUCCUUUAGGAUGCAGAUAUUUCCUCGAUCAUUACUUUCUGUUGGAUAAUGACUAUCAGUAUAUCAUUGAACUAUCCGACUCCCCAUUAAUGAACUGUUACAAACAGUGGAAUACCUUAGGAUUUUCGUUAGGGGUAGUAUUAAGUUACUUAAGAAUAAAGGAGAUGAGUUCCGCACGGAAUGCACUUCUAAAAGCUUUUAAGCACCAUCCUUUACAACUAUCAGAACUAUUCAAGGAGAAACUCUUGGGUGACCAUGCACUAACUAAAAACUUAUCUAUUGAUGGCCAUUUGGCAGAAAUUUUGGAAUUGAGAGCAUAUAUGGCUCGGUUCCCAUUGCUGUGGAAUAAAAACGAAGAGGUAGCAUUUUUGCAUAAUGAAAUAUCGAAUAUUUUACAGGAUUACCAUAAUGGUAAGGUUACAAUUGAUUCGAAUGAUGGGCAAAAUCAUGAUGGAAUUAGCGAUUCUCAAUUGCCUUUCUUUAUUGCAGGAAUCCCAAUUAACUUAUUAAGAUUCGCCAUAUUAUCUGAAGAGUCUUCAGUAAUGGCAGCAAUUCCAUCAUCUAUCUGGUCUGAUAAUGAAGUGUAUGAAUUUGACGUAUUACCACCAAUGCCUACGUCAAAAGAGUCUAUCGACGUUAUUGAGAACAUCAAAAGCUUCAUUAAUGACAAGGAUUUAGCUGUCCUACAGGCGGAAAGAAUGCAAGAUGAGGACCUGUUGAAUCAAAUUAGACAAAUAUCUUUGCAACAGUACAUUCACCAAAAUGAGGAAUCAAACGAGAAUGAAGCCCAAUAA
Molecule: messenger RNA, 2181 nt
Organism: Saccharomyces paradoxus
Lineage: Eukaryota; Fungi; Ascomycota; Saccharomycetes; Saccharomycetales; Saccharomycetaceae
Gene: RQC1
Product: Rqc1p
Exons: 1
Coding region: 1-2181 (726 amino acids)
Biological process (GO): ribosome-associated ubiquitin-dependent protein catabolic process; rescue of stalled cytosolic ribosome
Cellular component (GO): RQC complex
Source: RefSeq, a predicted model, not a curated record